This is a messenger RNA of Ceratosolen solmsi marchali, 1671 nucleotides long. Its product is annotated as probable 28S rRNA (cytosine-C(5))-methyltransferase. Bases 1 to 1623 code for a protein of 540 amino acids. The record is from RefSeq and is a predicted model, not a curated record. The transcript has 7 exons. Gene Ontology annotation, biological process: maturation of LSU-rRNA; rRNA base methylation. Gene Ontology annotation, molecular function: RNA binding; rRNA (cytosine-C5-)-methyltransferase activity. Gene Ontology annotation, cellular component: nucleolus. Lineage: Eukaryota; Metazoa; Arthropoda; Insecta; Hymenoptera; Agaonidae.
AUGGGUAGGAAAGCUAAAUUUGAUGAAAAAGUUAAGACAAAUUUUAAUCAAAAAGAAAAGAAACGACAAAAGCCAUGUUUUCUAGAUGAAAUAGAAAAAUUUUCAGGAAAAUUAAGUCAUAGACAAAUACAAAGAGGUAGAAAAAGAUUGUUAAAAAAGGAAGUAAAAGGAAAUAAAAAGUUAUCAGCAUUUAAAAAGAAUUUUAAAAACGAAAUAUUACAUUCAGAAGAUAAUGUAAAAAAAAUUGAUCAAUAUUUAACUCAACAGAUUAGUGAUAAUUCUUAUAAUGAUAGUAAUAGCUGCAAAUAUUUAAAAGGUCAAAGUAUAGAUAAUGAAGAUGAAAUUAAUAGUGAUUCCGAAAAUUGCAGUGAUUUACUACCAAUUGAAAAAGCAAAUAAAAGUUUAAAAAAAAAACAAGAAACUGAAAGAGAAUUAGCUGAAGCUGAAAUGCGUGAAAGUACUUCAUAUCAGCAAAUAUUUACCUUUUCAGAAAUGCUUAAUAAUUCAAUAAAUUUUACUGAUAUACAACAACGUAUUCAGGAUAUUAUUUUAAUACUAACAGAUUUUAAUAAGCUACGACAAUUAGAUAGAUCUCGAUCAGAUUAUUUGGAAUUACUUCAAACAGAUUUAUGUACAUACUUUAGUUAUAAUAAAUUUUUAAUGGAAAAAUUAAUGCAAAUAUUUCCAUUAAAUGAAUUACUUGAAUUUUUGGAAGCUAGUGAGGUACAAAGGCCUAUGACUCUUCGAACAAAUACUCUAAAAGUACGACGACGUGAUUUAGCACACAAUUUAAUAAGUAGAGGAGUUAAUUUAGAUCCAAUCGGAAAAUGGACAAAUAUUGGAUUGGUAAUAUAUUCAUCGCAAGUUCCAAUGGGUGCAACACCAGAAUAUUUGGCGGGUCAUUAUAUAAUUCAAGGAGCAUCUAGUUUUCUUCCUGUAAUGGCUUUAGAUCCAAAACCUAAUGAAAAAAUACUUGAUAUGUGUGCUGCUCCUGGUGGGAAAUCAUCUCAUAUUGCAGCAUUGAUGAAAAAUACAGGUAUUCUAUUUGCAAAUGAUGUAAAUAAAGAUAGAUUGAAGGCUGUAGUUGGUAACUUCCAUAGAUUAGGUAUAACUAAUUCAGUUAUUUGUAACCAUGACGGCAGAAAAAUAUCUUCGGUUGUAAGAGGAUUUGACAGAGUUCUAUUGGAUGCACCUUGUACAGGCACAGGGGUUAUUGUAAAAGAUCCUAGUGUAAAAAUUAACAAAGAUAAAAUUGAUGAACAAAGAUGUUGCACAUUACAACGUGAUUUAUUAUUGGCUGCUAUAGAUUGUGUCAAUGCUCGAUCAGGCUCUGGUGGCAUUAUUGUAUAUUCAACAUGCUCAAUACUUCCUGAAGAAAAUGAAUGGAUUAUUAAUUAUGCUUUAAAAAAGCGUGAUAUUAAAUUAGUUCCAACUGGGUUAGAAUUUGGAGCUGAUGGUUUUACUAACUACAGACAAUAUAGAUUUCAUCCUUCUUUAAAAUUAACAAAAAGGUUUUACCCUCAUGUGCAUAAUAUGGAUGGUUUUUUUGUUGCAAAACUUAAAAAAUGUUCAAAUAUAAUACCUAACGGAGAAAUUAUUAUUGAAAAAGAUGUUGAAAACUAAGUAGUAUGACAGUAAAUAAAUAUAUUGUUAAAUUAUAUAAAUAAGUAA